AUGUUGAAACAAUCCUUCAUUCAUCUUUCCUCAGCCAUCAACAAGCAACCAUCAGCACCACUUCAAUUGUUGAAGAAGGCUGUCAUUAUUCCAUUCCAACAACGCUUUCUUUCAUCCGCCAAUCAAGAACUCAUUACUCAUUCUGAACAAUUCAAUCUCACUCCCGAACAAUUGGAAUAUCAACAACUUGCCAAAGACUUUACCAACAAACAUUUUCAAGAACAUAUUGUCUCGGAAUGGGAUCGUAAUAAAACAUUUCCAAUGGAGACCUUGAGAGAAGCCGCACAAUUAGGCUUUGGUGGUAUUUAUGUCUCAACCGAUUAUGGUGGUACAGGUCUUUCUCGAUUGGAUGCAAGUAUCAUUUUCGAACAAUUAGCAAAGGGUGAUGUCUCUACCACAGCCUAUCUCACCAUUCAUAAUAUGUGUUGUUGGAUGAUUGACCAAUAUGGUACUCCACAACAAAAGGAACGUUAUUUACCUGCGUUAUGUAGUAUGGAAAAGUUUGCAUCGUAUUGUUUAACUGAACCUAAUAGUGGAAGUGAUGCUGCCUCAUUGAGAACAAGAGCAGUAUUGAGUGAGGAUGGAGAGAGUUAUGUGUUGAAUGGAGAGAAGGCUUUUAUCAGUGGUGGUGGAAGUAGUGAUGUUUAUUUGGUCAUGGCCAAGGUGAGCAACGGCACUGCAAGCUCAAAGAAGGAAGAAUCGAGUGCUGAUGCCAUUACUUGUUUCAUUAUUGAAAAGAACACACCUGGAUUAUCAUUUGGUAAGAAUGAAGUGAAAUUAGGAUGGAAUACACAACCCACUCGUGCUGUCAUUAUGGACAAUGUCAAAGUGAAAAAAGAAAAUAUUUUAGGUGAAAUUGGACAAGGUUUCAAAAUUGCCAUGCAAGGUCUUGAUGGUGGUAGAAUUAAUAUUGCAACAUGUAGUGUUGGUGGUGCUCAACAAUGCAUGAACAUGGCAGGUGAAUAUUUACACACUAGAAAACAGUUUGGAAAGCCACUUUCUAAUUUCCAACAUUUACAAUUCAAAUUAGCAGAUAUGGCUACUCGAGUUCAUGCUUCUCGAUUAAUGGUGAGAACAGCAGCUGCUCAAUUAGAUAUGGAGAAAUCAUCACAUUCAACUACAUUUUGUGCAAUGGCUAAAAGAUUUGCUACCGAUGAAUGUUUUGAUGUGGUCAAUGAUUCUCUUCAAAUGUUUGGAGGAUAUGGAUAUUUGAAUGAAUAUGGUGUUGAGAGAUAUUUAAGAGAUUUACGUGUGCAUUGCAUUUUGGAAGGAACCAAUGAAGUGAUGAGAUUAAUUACCUCACGAUAUUAUUUGAAUUUAUAUAAGGGUGGACAACAAUAG
This is a messenger RNA of Naegleria lovaniensis, 1341 nucleotides long. RefSeq lists its product as uncharacterized. The record is from RefSeq and is a predicted model, not a curated record. The transcript has 2 exons. Bases 1 to 1341 code for a protein of 446 amino acids. NCBI's taxonomy places the organism in Eukaryota, Heterolobosea, Eutetramitea, Acrasida, Naegleriidae. Gene Ontology annotation, molecular function: flavin adenine dinucleotide binding; acyl-CoA dehydrogenase activity.